Molecule: messenger RNA, 777 nt
Organism: Neurospora tetraspora
Lineage: Eukaryota; Fungi; Ascomycota; Sordariomycetes; Sordariales; Sordariaceae
Exons: 2
Coding region: 1-777 (258 amino acids)
Source: RefSeq, a predicted model, not a curated record
AUGCCUCUCAGCAUGCCUCCACGCCAAGAGGCGGGAAUGCCUAACAAGGGUCUCCUCUUCAGGACCGGUAGCCCUGGUCGUCUGACAGCCCUCGAAAGGGGGACGUCCCAGGUUGACGACAACAGCAACAACUACGACAACAGCAGCUACGACAACAGCAGCUACGACAAGAGUUUCGAGUGUCUCGGCUUCGAAUGGGUACCACAAUACUUGCCAUAUGAAGGCUCAGGGUUUUACCUUGACGGACAAUUUCCGGACCUUUCGGCGAAUACUCAAAACACAUGCGAUGCAGCUUAUCAGACAAGCCAAGCCUACAAUGGCCUUGAUUGGCAGCAUCUCGACUCUCAUCUACCCCUUCAGCAGAUAACCACACUGAUUGGGAACGAUUCCGACGUUUCCAGAUGGGUUUCGAGUCCUAUCCCAAGGUCGAUGAUCCAAGGUCUUCCACUGAUGCAGCUGGACAUGACUUCAUCACCGCUUGUGGACAUGCCGAUGCAGUCAUGGGACCUUCAGUACAUCCACAGCUCCGGUCCCCCCAUGAAUGAGGAGCAACUGACUGCAAUACUCCAACUCGGGCAAGACACCUGUGCCUGUAUGAGCCCCUUUGGACGGCAAACCACCGGUAGCACGAGCAUGGCACACACUCCGGACAUGGCAUGGCAAACAGGUACCGGAAGCAACUCGUCGACAAGCCCAAUCAGCUCGAACGAUGAUCAGUUCAUAUGCGAUUAUCCCAGCUGCAAGGCUACAAGACCCAGUCAAAAAGAGCUCAAGUAG